CACGCAGGCGUGGACGUCAUCGCGGCCGUUACGGCGUCCGGCCAUCUCGGCGCGCAAUUUAAAACCAACUCCGGCGACGCGGAGGGCAGGAUGGGACCGCCCGGUCCAGAGACCCGUGGACAUCCCCCUGGUGCCUCCUCACCUGCAGAAAGGGUAUUCUCGAUGGCCCUGCCCAGGAAGGCCCCUCUCAGUACUCCUGGCACGCCGGUUCUUGAAGACUUUCCUCAGAAUGAUGAUGAAAAGGAGCGGCUGCAACGCAGGCGCUCCAGGGUCUUUGACUUGCAGUUCAACACAGACUCACCUCAUUUGCUAGCCUCCCCCUCCAGCAGGAAUGUUGACGUUUCAUCUACAACUCCUAAGUUUACAAACACACAGAUCACAGAACAUUACUCCACCUGUAUCAAACUGUCCACUGAAAAUAAAAUCACUACCAAGAAUGCUUUUGGCUUACACUUGAUUGAUUUUAUGUUAGAGAUUCUUAAACAGAAAGACACCGAACCGACCAACUUUAAAGUGGCUGCGGGCACUCUGGAUGCUAGCACCAAGAUCUAUGCGGUGCGCGUUGAUGCCGUCCACGCUGAUGUUUACAGAGUCUUGGGGGGACUGGGCAAAGAUGCGCCAUCUCCAGAAGAAGGAGAGAGCCAUGGUGAAGAUAGAAAUGCUACUGAAAUGGGAACAACCAGAAAGGUUCCAAAGCCUAAGAAGAAGCAGUCAUACAAAACCAUUGAGCAGAAUAUAAAUAACCUCAAUGUCUCUGAAGCAGAUCGAAAGUGUGAGAUUGAUCCCAUGUUUCAGAAGACUGCAGCCGCAUUUGAUGAGUGUAGCACUGCAGGAGUAUUUCUCUCUACCCUCCAUUGCAGUGACUACAGGAGUGAGCUGCUUUUUCCUUCUGAUGUCCAGAUACUCUCCACUGGAGAAUCUCUUGAGUUGCCAGAUUUAGGUUGGGUAGAAAUGACAGAUUUAAAAGCACCCUUGCAGCAGUGUGUGGAAGAUCGCCAGAUCUGCCCUUCCCUGGCUGGGUUCCAGUUCACUAAAUGGGACAGUGAAACACAUAAUGAGUCUGUAUCGGCCUUGGUGGACAAGUUUAAGAAGAAUGAUCAGGUGUUUGACAUCAAUGCAGAGGUAGAGGAGAAUGACUGCGGGGACUUCCCAAAUGGGCCCCUGGAGGACGACUUCGAUGCCAACGAUGAUGCCAGCGAUGAGCCCAAUCACACUGUAGCUGGAGAUCAGACAGAGAUUGGGAGCUGGGAGCAGUCCCGCCACGUUGAAAGUUACCAAGAAGAAAUGAUUCCCCUUGGAGAUGGAGAUAUCAGGACCAUGUGCCCCCUUCUAUCCAUGAAACCUGGAGAAUAUUCCUACUUUAGUCCCCGUACCAUGUCGAUGUGGGCUGGCCCUGAUCACUGGCGCUUUAGACCCCGACACAAACAAGUCGCUGCCUCACAAUCAGAGAACAGAAAGAAAAGCACAAAGAAAGAUUUUGAAAUUGACUUUGAUGAUGAUAUUGACUUUGAUGUAUACUUUCGAAAAACAAAGGCUGCCACUAUUCUGACCAAGUCUACUCUGGAGAACCAGAAUUGGCGAGCCACUACUCUUCCCACGGAUUUCCACUAUGAGACUGAUAAUCUUGUCCAGCUGCAUCUCAAACCAGGCACCAGGUUACGUGGGAUGUCCCAAGGCCAGGGGGCAAGCACUGAGCAUUAUGAAGAAAUUGAAGACUAUGAUUACAACAACCCUAACGAUACCUCUAACUUUUGCCCUGGACUGCAGGCUGCUGACAGUGAUUAUGAAGAAUCGGAUGACUUAUUCGUGGGACCAGUUGGGAACUUUGACCUUACAUCUAAUUCUUGCCAUCCAUCUAAGACAACACAAGAGGAUGAUGAUACACCAGGAGUCCAGGGAUUAGACAUCACCACUUACGGGGAGUCAAAUCUGGUAACUGAACCUCAAAAGGUAAAUAAAAUUGAAAUUCAUUAUGCUAAGACUGCCAAAAAGAUGGACAUGAAGAAGUUGAAGCAGAACAUGUGGAGUUUGCUGACAGAAUUUUCCAAGCAAACAGACACAGAGGCAAAUCACCGAAAAGAAGGGGCCCCAGAAGAGGUGGCUGAUGAGAAGAUGUUCAGCGGGCUCACGAAGGACCUGCGGAAGAGCCUGCCUCCCCUCAUGGCUGAAAACCUUUCUAUUCCUCUGGCCUUCGCCUGUCUCCUACACUUAGCCAAUGAAAAGAAUCUCAAGCUGGAAGGAACUGAGGAUCUUUCUGAUGUCCUUGUGAGGCAAGGGGAUUAAAUUCCCUGAGGUGGGCAGCUGGGAUCUCAUCACUUCAUUGGUGACCAACAUGUUUCCACCCUGGGUGCUUUGAUGCAGUCCCUCACAGCUGGGAAGCAGCACCAUGAAAUGCUGUUCUUGAUUCAAGUGUUUGGCCUGUGGUGACCAUCUAGAAAUGGAGGUCAGGGAGAGGGGCUGUUCUUGAUAUGAAAACCAAUAGCCUUUCUUUGUGUUCAUGUAUAGUUUGGCCUCCUAAGUUGAUCUGUGUUAUUUUCCAUAUUUGACUCUUGUAGAAAACCAUUUCCUAGUAGACAUUUUGUCCUUAAGCAGCUACCAAAUCUAUGUACAUACGUAUAUGUGCGUUUAUAAAUGUAUAUAUAAUGCUUAAAAAUAAAAUCAUUCUGAAUAAUCUGCUGGCAAAAUA
Molecule: messenger RNA, 2686 nt
Organism: Talpa occidentalis (Iberian mole)
Lineage: Eukaryota; Metazoa; Chordata; Mammalia; Eulipotyphla; Talpidae
Gene: NCAPH
Product: non-SMC condensin I complex subunit H
Exons: 18
Coding region: 91-2283 (730 amino acids)
Biological process (GO): mitotic chromosome condensation
Cellular component (GO): condensin complex
Molecular function (GO): chromatin binding
Source: RefSeq, a predicted model, not a curated record